This is a messenger RNA of Kickxella alabastrina, 795 nucleotides long. RefSeq lists its product as uncharacterized. The record is from RefSeq and is a predicted model, not a curated record. The transcript has a single exon. The annotation marks the transcript as partial. Lineage: Eukaryota; Fungi; Kickxellomycota; Kickxellomycetes; Kickxellales; Kickxellaceae.
AGCUAGUACCCACAUAGUUGAGAAGCAGGGUGUUUCUUAUUCCUCAAAUCAAUUAAAAGAAGAGUGCAGUGGCCAUGUCUCAUUAUUUAGUUGCAUCGUCGCUUCAUCCUCGCUCUUAUUUUUAUUUUUAUUAUUAUUAAUCUUCCAUUAAAAUAAAUUGGAAGUUCUCGCCAUGGAAUACUCUUACCCGCCGCUGCAACAACCUGCUACAUACACGGCCGAGCAAGUUGAAGAUGUCAGAAAAAAUCGCAUUGCAGAGGUGAGGCGGCUCAUUGUAAUGAUGGUGUGUGCGGGUGUCUUCUUUGCAUUAGCCCUUGCCGGUCUCUUGGGGUAUCUUUUCUACCGUGAGUUAAACAAUUCAACUAUUUAUGUUCGCCAAUUCAGAUGGUAUUUUGGUCUUCUUGUUGGACUUGUAAUAUUUGACAUAAUAGGCACUGUGCUUGGCGUCAGGCAGAUGAGGCGGAAAUUGAGCUGGCUCGAAAAUCUGCAGACCCCCCCUCAGCUUAUCAUGGAUGGCAGAUAUUCGAAUGUUUUUAAAUACCAACGGCCCCAGGCGUACCCUGAGCCCAAUUAUGCACCACAACAGGGUCCUCCCACCUAUUAUCAUCAGGUUCACAGUGUAAAUAACAAUACCGCGUACAUGUCGCUAUUAUCAGCAUCGUCGGCGCAAGCUUUAGUUGGAGGCCCUCCUGCCCUUCCGGAAAAAGCAGUGACUUGAAUUUUUUAUUAGAUAGUUCAUGUUUUCCACAAUCUCAUAUUUUAGCUAAAACAAUAGAAAUGUUCGAUUAAUGCCAA